Molecule: messenger RNA, 1153 nt
Organism: Ruditapes philippinarum (Manila clam)
Lineage: Eukaryota; Metazoa; Mollusca; Bivalvia; Venerida; Veneridae
Product: discoidin domain-containing receptor 2-like
Exons: 3
Coding region: 114-755 (213 amino acids)
Source: RefSeq, a predicted model, not a curated record
GCAAUAAAUUCCUGAGUAAGAAGCCAGGGUUUUUUGUAUGUAAGAGCAAGUGAAAUUGCUCUUUGCCUUACAUACAUUUUCUUGUUUUUAGACGCCCGGAUUAUUCUUUCAAAAUGGAUAAUAGAGCACUUGUUAGUGCAGUACUUUUGUUAAUUGGCAUGUUUGGUACAUCGGUGCAAAGAAGAGGUGAUACAGAUGACAUCGUGUCAUAUUCUAUGAGACAGGGAGAUAAAUAUGAUACCGAGAUCGACUUCUUUGAUUCAACAUAUGAUGGUAACGUUAGCCAGAACUACCUUCACGAUGGGCUUGGAAAGUUAACCGAUGGGGAAAAAGGAAACACAGUCUUUGAAAAAGGACACGAGUGGGUAGGCUGGAAAAAUGAUACAUUAAUCGACCCGGGUCCGGUUGAAAUCAUAUUCAAAUUCAAUACAGUUCGAAACUUUUCGUAUGUCAAAUUAUUUUGUAAUAAUUAUUUUACCAAAGGCAUCAGAGUGUUUCAAAAAGCGGUUAUCCAAUACAGUAUUGGUGGGAAAUAUUUCAAACAGGGAAAAACAUUUAACUUUAUACGUGACAAAUAUAUAGAAUAUGCACGAUAUGUUGUUAUUCAGUUGGAUCAUAUUAUUGCAAAAUAUAUAAAAUUAGAACUCUAUUUUGAUGCCAAAUGGAUUUUAAUCAGUGAGGUGAAGUUUGAAUCUAGUAAGUAUUUUUUCUCGUCUGUUGUAAUAUUCGUGCUUAGUCAGCUAGUUGUAAUAUAAAUGCUCCCCAUUAUGUUUAUUUUCUAAUAUUUUACGUAUUUUCAGACAUGUACGAUAAAACAUUUGGACCUUUGUAUGAAAGCGCCUUUAAAUAGAAAGCAACGUCCAUCUUUGCUAAAUUUGGUCUUUAAGCAAAAUUUUCAUAAUUCCAUGUAAAAAAAUGUUGGUUAGACAAUACAUUCAGAAUUUAUGUAAAUUGGUUAGAGGUGUAAAGAAUUGUCGGUGUAUCGUUUCUUUAUGAUGAAUGUAUUAAGCGAAAAGAUAUUGUAAAUUGCAGUAUUUGUGUACAUCGCCAUGUAAUACGCAUUUCACUUUAUAAUACAACGAUGCAUCGAACAAGUAUUGCAAUACAAUAAAAAAAAUUAAAGACCAAAAUAUUAAUGAAACUUUAAGGAUGU